AUGUAUCCGCGAGUGUCUCUACUCCCGAGCGGAUUUCUCACACUCCCCGAGCACUUCUUCUGCGCCGACCAGCGAGACACGUCUGUCCGAAACACGGUUCCAUCCAUGUCAUUUCUGAUCCAUCAUUUGGGCACGGACUUAAAGUUGGUCUUCGACCUCGGCAUGCGGAGGAAUCUAGAUGACUACCCGGCUGACGUUCAACCUCAUCUGUCUACACGACAACCGAUCCAUACGUAUCCUGACGUUAGCGAAUCUUUGCGACGAGGGGGUUCAACUCCAUCCAGCAUUGAUGCUGUUAUCCUUAGUCACGUUCACUACGACCAUGUGGGCACGCCCAGCGACUUUGAGAACGCGCAUUUCAUUGUCGGAUCUGGGACCCAGCAUCUUCUACAACAUGGGAUGAACUAUCAUUCCGCAGCCAAGUUUGAGAAAGAUCUUCUUCCAAUCGGUCGCGUAAUUGAACUAGAAGGACCUUGGCGCCCAGGAUCAAAGAACGAUUGCGGAUCUGGUCAGCCAGCAAAUCCAGGACUCGACCAACUGAGGUCCGGUAUUUCUCAUGACUGGAAACCGCUUGGGCCAUUCGAGAAUACAAUAGACGUCUUUGGCGAUGGCCUCAUCUUCAUAGUCGAUAGUCCUGGCCAUCUGGUCGGGCACACAAAUCUGCUCGUACGGGUUGCACAGGAUCAAUACGUCUAUCUCGCUGGAGAUGCGUGUCAUCAUCCAAGAAUUCUUGAUGGCCUGACAGAGAUGUCUGAAUGGGUCGAGAACGCGCUUGCAGCGGAGACAGUAAGAAAGAUCAGACAAGUCCGCAGCGAGGGACUGGAAGGCGUUCCUAACGUGGAGGUUGUUUUGGCGCAUGACGGCGAAUGGUUUGAUAAGCAUCAGGAUGCCAUCUUCCCUGGGCACUUUACGGCUUGA
Messenger RNA from Fusarium vanettenii 77-13-4, 918 nucleotides. RefSeq lists its product as uncharacterized. The transcript has 2 exons. Lineage: Eukaryota; Fungi; Ascomycota; Sordariomycetes; Hypocreales; Nectriaceae. The coding region runs from base 1 to 918 and encodes 305 amino acids. The record is from RefSeq and is a predicted model, not a curated record.